AUGGGCAGCGCCUUUGAUUCCGUCGGAACCCUGCUGGCCGACAUGGCCAACCUGCUCGGCGAGGGCCUGCGCAUACUCGGCCACUCGGACAAACGCCACUGGGGCCAGGACGAGCACGAACAGGUUCACGCUCUCGAGCAAGCCCUCGACGAGGCCAAGAAGGACUAUCAAGAGCUCUGCCCACUGGUCAACGGGCAGGCUCAGUACCGACACGAUCGAAAUCAUGAAACCGUCGGGGAGCUGAGGGCCCUCCGCACCGAAUUCCAAGCCCACAUGCAGCUUCUCAGGGACUGGAGCCAGUCCGGCGGCCCCAUCAACCCCAUCUGGGUGCGGGAAACCCACUCGCUCCAGCGAGAGCUGCACCGCGCGCAACGCCGAGCCGCCCGGCGCAUCUACUCGUCGUCGCAGGAGUCGUCGCAGCGGUGCCUGGGGGCCUUCCUCGUGCGCCGCGCGCAACGCAACCUCGCGGCCCGGCCGGCGGACGCCCUCUCGCCCCGGGACUGCGCGAAGCGGCAGCUCGAGGAGCUGGCGGCCUGCAGCCAAGUCGGCUCGUUCGACCGCUUCGGCGAGGACGACGUGGCGUUUGUGUGCGACUUUUGCGACGGCCACAUGGUCUGGGCGGACCUGGAGACGGUGCCGGCGGAGCGCACGCGCCCGUACGUGCCGGCGCCGAGGGCCAACGACCCGCACUGGCGGGCCGCGGGGCGGGCGUCGUCGACGGCCAAGGACAAGCACGUCGUGUUUGCGCCCCUCGUCGUCGCCAGCCACAUGGAGCCGCUGCGGGGGGACUGGCAGGCCAGGCUGCUGUGUCCCUUUUGCGACGAGGACGCGCAGCGGCCGCGGGACCACGACGACGAGGACGACUUGCGCAAGCCGCAGGGCGAGUUUGACGACGUGGCGGCUCUGCAGGAGCAUCUGGAAUGGCAGCACGCGGCGGGCGGUCUGUCCGCCAUUGCGGGCGCCUCGACGGCCUUGCCGUCCAAAGACGGUGGUUGUCUGGUCAUGUGA
Ustilaginoidea virens is the source of this 1008-nucleotide messenger RNA. RefSeq lists its product as uncharacterized. The record is from RefSeq and is a predicted model, not a curated record. Lineage: Eukaryota; Fungi; Ascomycota; Sordariomycetes; Hypocreales; Clavicipitaceae. The transcript has 2 exons. Bases 1 to 1008 code for a protein of 335 amino acids.